AUGGGGCAGAAGUUGAGCGAUGAAAAUAACAUGGACAUCGAUGUCGCUGAGCUGCAGGAUUGGUACAAAAAGUUUGUGGUGGAAUGUCCCAGCGGAACACUCUUCAUGCACGAAUUCAAACAUUUCUUCGGAGUUACCGAGAACCAAGAAGCGGCCAGUUAUAUCGAAAACAUGUUCCGGGCAUUUGACAAGAAUGGGGAUAACACCAUUGACUUCUUGGAAUAUGUGGCGGCAUUGAACCUGGUUUUAAGAGGCAAACUGGAGCACAAAUUGAAAUGGACGUUCAAAGUUUACGAUAAAGACGGGAACGGAUGUAUCGAUAAAACCGAACUGCUUGAGAUUGUGGAGUCUAUCUACAGGUUAAAGAAGGCUUGCCAUGCUAACCUGGAAGAUGAUUCUCCACUGCUGACCCCAGAAGAGGUUGUGGACAGAAUAUUCCAGUUGGUUGAUGAAAAUGGCGAUGGCCACCUAUCCCUGGAUGAAUUUAUUGAUGGAGCUCGCAGGGACAAGUGGGUGAUGAAGAUGCUUCAGAUGGAUGUGAAUCCGGGUGGCUGGAUUAAUGAGCAGAGGCGCAAAAGUGCUUUGUUUUAA
Messenger RNA from Callorhinchus milii (elephant shark), 591 nucleotides. RefSeq names its product guanylate cyclase activator 1B (gene guca1b). The coding region runs from base 1 to 591 and encodes 196 amino acids. Gene Ontology annotation, molecular function: calcium sensitive guanylate cyclase activator activity; calcium ion binding. The record is from RefSeq and is a predicted model, not a curated record. Gene Ontology annotation, cellular component: cone photoreceptor outer segment; photoreceptor inner segment. The transcript has 4 exons. Lineage: Eukaryota; Metazoa; Chordata; Chondrichthyes; Chimaeriformes; Callorhinchidae. Gene Ontology annotation, biological process: visual perception.